AAAGAAGAAGAAGAAGAGAAGUGAUUCAGUUAGGAUUUUCGAAAUUAUUGAAAUUAUAUUUUGUAUGCCAUUUAUUUUUAUUAUUAUUAUCCAGAUAUUGAAUGAUACGAAAAUACUAAUAUGGCUUACAUGAAUUUUGUAAUUCCUGGAAAGAAGGAAGAUCUACUGAAAACCAGUGUUAGUGAUGAAUAUUCUGUGAAAAAUGUUUUGGUGCAAAGAGAACUAUCUCAGGAAUUGAAAAAUGCCAGGGCACUGCUACGUGAAGAGGGUGCAGAAUAUAUACUGAGUAAUUUUGAUGUUUACUAUUCUGUAUUUCAUCAUGGAGACAGCAUUUCAAUGGAUAUUGCUUAUAAAGCUUAUGAAGAUCUGCAUAAAGGAGCUACAGAACUGAACAAAGCUCUUGGUUUUAUACUGGAAGAUAAGGAGAGCUUGAAUGAUGAAAUGAAACUCAAGUAUGCCAACAUUCUCAAGAUGCUGUUGUACAUAUACACAAAGAUCAUUUUGUUGAUUGAACAAAAACAUUCACUUAAAAAUGACCAACUUCUUAAAGGCCGAAAAAAGAAAUGCAAUGAUGAAGAGUUUCUUGUUGACAAAAAAAGUAUUCUCUUGAUUUUAAACAACAUCAUGCAAAGAGAAAUUUCAUUUUUAUGGGAUAACCAAAUAGUGGAAGAAAGUUUGAUAAACCUAGUUUCUGGUAUUUGCUAUGACUUCUUACAAAAUCCUGCUAUCAAAAAAGAAAAGGAAGAAUUCACUGAAAUUUUCAAUGUGCUGGGGUACCUGAUUAAAUCAUACAACCAUGGUACAUCAUUUGUCAUAAGAGUCACUCAGUUGGUGAAAAUCCAUGAACACAUUUCCCAGUGUCUACCUAAAGGGAUACAACAGCUUGUGCAGGGGUUCAAUUAUAAGGGCCUUUUGCAUGAGCUGGUAGAAGAGCUGACUGAAUGGCAAACACAGACAGAUGACAAACAUCAAGAUAAUCAGGGUGCUAGGCAUUGUGCUGCAGUUCUAUCCUCCCUUGCUGCACUGAUGCCAGAUUUGAUGAUGCCAGAAGUUGUUUCUCUGAACAACUAUCUCUACCAUGAUCCACCUAGCUUACGGAUAUCUGUGAUAAUGGUCAUGGUUGAGGUUAUUUUGAAUAAUCUCACUAGUCACGAGCUUGACGAGGAACAGAAAAACUUCAGAGACGAGCUCAUAGGCAUUCUGAUCGAGCACAUUGAAGACAACUCGGUUUUUGUGAGGGCUAAGGUUUUCCAACAAUGGGCUAGAAUGCAAAAAGAAACGGCGAUACCUUUGAAAUUCCAACAGGAAGUCUUCGGCAAAAUUGCUGAGCACUUGUAUGACAAAGGAGCACUCGCAAGAAAGUGUGCUGCGAAUUGCGUAACAACAUUUUUGUCUUGCAAUGCAUUUAGUGCCAAUUUAAGUUUGUCUGCUAUGAAAGAGGAUCUGGAGGAAAAGAAAAAAAUGUUGGUGAUCGCUAAAGAGCAAUUCAAAGAUCCCAAAAUGGACAAACUGAUGGAACUGCAAUCUCAAUGGGAUGCCAAAGUUGAAAAACUGAAAAGUGUGGUGCACGAGGAAUUAGAGGCUGAUGAAAAUGAGAAUGGAGGCAAAGACAAACAAUUGCCUGUCGAACAAGUGCCUGAUAUUAUAAGAUUUUAUAUACAAAAUGAUAGUUUCAAAGAGGCUUUCCAGGUUUGCAGGGAAGCUAUCAAAGAUUCGAAGUUUCUGGAGAAAUACAUAGAAUCAGAAUCCCCCGAGGAAUCUGACCUCUACAUGACCAUCCUCUACACGAUAUUCUUCGACGUCACCAAAGUCGUCGAGCAAAUCCAAAAUCAGCAGUUCGCCACCGUCACCCAAGAGGACUUCAAUAAGCUGGACUCCCUGUCGAAGCAGGUGGACUUCUUGGAGAACUGCGUCAGUUUCCUGCAAGUCUUGGACGCAUCUCUGGACGUGAUGAAGGAACUGUUGGAGACCACUUCCAUAGCCGAUAUGCACGAGGCUAUCGAAUUUUUCAUCGCCGCUUACCAUUUCAACAUCGAUAGGGCCACGGAUGGCAUAUUGGCAAUGUUGAGGCUGAUGCAAAGAAAUGAACAAGAAAGAAAAGAUGCAGUCGUGGAUGCUUUCAAGAAAAUAUAUUUAACUUCUGAUGCUUCAAAUUUGGCAGAUCACUGCGUCACGAUCGUUAACCGUCUGAUAAAACUGGUCAAAUCCGUACCUGUCAACAACAUAGACGACCUGUGCGAAAUAAUAUCGGACUGGUGCUCCAAAGGCACCAUGGACAACGCCAUCAUCGACAUGCUGUGGCAGUACGUCACCGGCCGAGUGUCCGUCACCGAGGAAGACGAAAUCGCCUCUUUGGAGCUGCUCCGGAUGGCCGCGAUGGGCAGGAAGACGAUAAUCUCGCGGAACAUCAGUUUGGUCACCAAUAUCGGAUUCGGCGAAAGGGGAAGAAAAAAUAUGUCUCUUCUAUGUGCUUGUUGCAACUUGUUAUCUGUCGCAUUUGAAAAGGUCGAUAUCAAUAGUAAUAGUGCGCCGUUCAAAAUAAAAGCAGAUGACCAAUGUUUCAAAGAUCUGGUGAAUAUAUUGACUGAAUGUUUUUUCAAGCCUGUGGAAUUUUACCAUAAAGCAUUGUAUGGAGCUGUAGAUUUCGUCUAUAAGUUAUGUACAAAGCCAGAAGUGGUUUGUGAGUCUAUACUGAAGGGUAUCAUCCCCAAAUUGGCCAAAAAGCAGAAAGAGGAGCCAGAAAGUGGAAUCCCAAAUUACGCCGUAAUACGGUUGUGUCAAAUUGGAGGUUACAUUGCGCUGAAACAUUUGGAAUACAUGGAUGACACUACAUACAAGGAAUUGAAGCGUAGACAGAUGAUCAGAGAUCAGAGGAAAAAGGACAAAAAGGAGACUGGCAAGAGUGUUGCGAAGAAGAAAGGUGGAAAGAGGAAAUCUUCUGCCACCACUGCUAGCGAGGCAUCCUUGAUGAAUACUGUCACGAUGGACGAAUCUAUUAUGGAAGGGGCGCAAGCAGAAGACACCGAUGCCGAGUUCAUAUUGAACGUUUUGGAAAACGAUAUCGUCACAGGUUCCGGAGCUUUGGCCAAAUUAGCGCCCACUAUAAUACAAGUUUGCGAACGUCCAGAUGUCUAUAAGAGCCAAGAGUUGCAAUUCGCUGGAACGACUGCUCUCAUGAGGUAUAUGUUGGUGUCGAGCAAAUUCUGUAAGAAGCAUAUUAGGUUGGUGUUCACGAUUUUCGAAAGAACUCCGUUUCCCGACAUCAAAACCAACAUACUCAUUCACGUUUCUGAUCUACUCACCCGUUUUCCGAAUCUGAUUGAACCUUGGACUCCGAGAAUCUUCCAAAGCUUGACGGACCCUGUGCCGCAGACCAGGAAAGCCACAUUCUACACCCUCUCGAGUUUGAUCCUGCGGGACAUGAUCAGAGCGCACAGCCACAUCCCGGAGAUGGCGUCGUGUCUGGCAGACGAAGAGGCAGAGAUGCGAGCGAUGUGCAAGACUUUCUUUGUCAAGCUCUCCCACAAAGAGAACAACCUGUAUAACGCGCUGCCCGACAUUUUCACGCACAUCAUGGGACAGGAGUCGGUCGAUGACGAGGGAGUCAGAAGUACAAUGAAGCUCUUGUUCGACCUCAUGGAUAACGCCAAACACAUGGAACACAUCGUCGCCAGGUUUUGCGGCAAAUUCAAGCUGACAGAAGACAAUCGCCAUCACAAGAACAUCUCGUUCUGUCUCACCCUGGUCAAGUACAACGACAAGGCGUUGAAGAAGCUGAUAGACGAAUUUCCGACGUACAAACACCUGUUGCACGACGAGGAUAUUUACGGCAAUUUCAGGACGAUCAUGCAGACUUGCAAUAAGCCGCAAGCGGGAAGAGCAGAUCUCAAGCCGAUCGUUACGGAAUUGGACAACCUGAUCAAGUCCGUUUUCGAGCUGAACGAGAACGGAUUGAUGCCACCUCCUCCUCGUCCAAAGUCCGUGAAGAAACGACCGAGAACGAAGAAGAAGCCCUCGAACAGGAGGAAGAAUAAAUCACAUGAUUCCGAUGAUUCAGAGUGAAGUAUUGAAAUUGCAUUUCUUAAAUUAUUUCAUGCCAUGUUGUUGGUUAGUUUUGUACUAUUAAACGGUUUAUUUUUGUAUUGAUAAUGGGCGGAUUUAUUCAAAUUCUGCAGUC
Messenger RNA from Phaedon cochleariae (mustard beetle), 4177 nucleotides. The record is from the annotation of a GenBank genome assembly. NCBI's taxonomy places the organism in Eukaryota, Metazoa, Arthropoda, Insecta, Coleoptera, Chrysomelidae.